AUGCCAACGCAACGGGGAACUCGAGGCUCCUAUGCCAAGUAUAUUUGCAACCACUGUCGGAAACGGAAGAUCAAGUGCGAUUUGCCGAGCGACGUUGAUAUCAGUCCCUUGCGACAAGCCCAGCCGGCUGCUACUUCGUGUCAGAGAUGUAUUACAAAAGGCCUGGACUGUGUUGUUGACUUUACGAUUCUUGGACGACCGUCAAGUCCCAGAGAGUGGAAAAUGACUAGAAACAGGUCCUCAUCGAAAGCUCUCUCUCGAGUGUCGCCAAGCGGACCGUCGCAAACCAUCGUUGAUAUUCCAGACGAUGGCGCUCAAUCCGUUGUCGAUGACUACUUGAUGGUUCAGCCGCAAAAGACAGCCGACUCUGAUCAGCCAACAUCGACCCCACAACGACGAACGCCGCAGGCAGCGGACAAGGUUCAGGCAAUGAGCAGUCCAUCAUAUCUGCUGUCGACACUUCUACGACGUGAUCAUCAAUUCGCCUCGCUUCUAGACUUGAGCUUGAUCAAGGACGGGGACAUCAAUCAGGCCAUAGACACUGGCCUUGUUCCUGAGGCUGACAAACGUCUGGUAUGGCAUCGGCUCUUCUAUCCAGAUAUCCCAGUAAUUGCAACACUACAUGCCCAGGUAUUGAGUUUAAGCCCUGAAUGCUCUGAGUAUCUUCCCACGGCUUUUUUGUACGCGUUGCUGCUUUUGUUGGCUGAGGAGGUGGACGCCAACGCCGAUAUGCCCUUGGAUAGGCUAAGAGGCCCUCCACCUCUCGCAAGCCUAGUAGCUCAUCUAGCUCGACGAACUAUUCUCGCACUUCCUACGCAUCGCUACGCCAUCCUCGCUUUGGAUCUCUUGGCAAAGUACAAGCCAUUGAUGUUGGCAUCCGACAGAAUCUCAGCCCCUGACGCUGUUCGCACGAGGCUCGUACCUCCUCUGUUGAAAGAGAUGGCGCUGGAUCUCGGCAUCGAUUCCUCGCCAUCCAAACUCCAGCCACAACUUCAAUGUGGUUCAGCUCCACUCGACCCAGCCCUUCUAGACGACUGCUUGACGUGGUAUAGAUUGUGUUUAAGAGAUGACAUCCUUGCUGGCAACGACAGAAGAGGGAUGCAGCGACAAAUGACGGGCGAGACGCUUGCAGACGUAGUGGACCUGCUUCAGAUUUUGUUGAGAUCGGACGACCUUCCGCCAGAAUACAUCUUCUCCUACCAUUCAAUGCUCUGCCAGGCGUCCAAACUCGAACACUUGCUACGAGUCAAGGACGACUGGAGGAAUCUGGACAACUUGAGCAGGGCGAUUGACGAUCACAAGAAAGCUUGCGAGUGGCAGCGUCAAACCCUGAGGGCUUCUAUUCCCUCUCUUCCGCCUGGUCAGGCACUGGUGAUGACUCAACUAUUGGACAUGCAGCUCCAUUCUGCCUAUUGCUGGGUGUCGGGGUCCGCGACCUUCUAUGCUGUGAUGGCAGGCGCUCGAUUCGAACAAUCGCCUCCCCAAAUUGAUGUUGGACAGGCCUUGGAGGUGUCGGACCAAAUUAUUGAACGCUUCGCCGAUUCUUCGCGCCAGAGAUACGCCUCAGAGCCUCACACGGAGUUUCUGAUCAAAUAUGGGUCAAGCAGAAUGGAGGACCUCGAGCUAGCCUUACUCAACUUCGUCUCAGCCAUGGACAAUCUCAGCCUGCAAGGGAUACCUUACGUACCACCAACAAGGCAUACGACAAGUCAUAUCCUAUUCAUGGUGAAAGAUGUCAUGGAGGGUCAGGCUGCGAGGAUGAAAGGUUGGGGUGGCCUACACGAGCGGACGCACAUGCAUCUUCUACUGAUCCGGGAUUGUGCCAAUUCGCUGGAACGUGUGGGAAGUUGGCUUACUGGAGUAUCCGGGCCUGAAGCCAUUGCAAAGGGAUGUCUGUGGGCUGCCACUGCAAGGCUGCUUCGAAGCCUGCACCGACUACUCAGUGAGUGGAAGGAAUGGAACGCGCUAGGUCAGAUCAAAGUCUCGGCACCUCCACAGACAGGUGAUAGAAACAGGGGCAUGGAUCUUGAGCUGGAUUUCCUACCGGAUGACCUCUUCUUCGACUGGGACCUCUGGCUGAGCGAGGAGAAUAUCCCAAUGUAG
Zasmidium cellare ATCC 36951 is the source of this 2103-nucleotide messenger RNA. RefSeq lists its product as uncharacterized. The record is from RefSeq and is a predicted model, not a curated record. Gene Ontology annotation, molecular function: DNA-binding transcription factor activity, RNA polymerase II-specific; zinc ion binding. Gene Ontology annotation, cellular component: nucleus. Lineage: Eukaryota; Fungi; Ascomycota; Dothideomycetes; Mycosphaerellales; Mycosphaerellaceae. The coding region runs from base 1 to 2103 and encodes 700 amino acids. The transcript has 4 exons.